Messenger RNA from Pogona vitticeps (central bearded dragon), 2392 nucleotides. RefSeq names its product tripartite motif containing 55 (gene TRIM55). Gene Ontology annotation, cellular component: cytoplasm. Lineage: Eukaryota; Metazoa; Chordata; Lepidosauria; Squamata; Agamidae. Gene Ontology annotation, molecular function: zinc ion binding. The record is from RefSeq and is a predicted model, not a curated record. Gene Ontology annotation, biological process: regulation of microtubule cytoskeleton organization.
AUGAGCACCUCUCUUAAUUAUAAGUCUUUUUCCAAAGAACAGCAAACUAUGGAUAACUUGGAAAAACAGCUUAUUUGUCCCAUAUGCUUAGAGAUGUUUACUAAGCCUGUGGUUAUCCUACCAUGUCAACACAAUCUCUGCAGAAAAUGUGCCAGCGAUAUUUUCCAGGCCUCGAACCCAUAUCUACCAACCAGGGGAGGUACCACUGUGGCUUCAGGAGGUCGAUUCCGCUGUCCAUCUUGCAGACAUGAAGUAGUUCUGGACAGGCAUGGAGUCUAUGGUCUUCAGAGGAAUUUGCUGGUAGAAAACAUAAUUGAUAUAUACAAACAAGAAUCUGCCAGGCCUGAAAGAAAAACUGAGCAGCCAAUAUGUGAAGAACAUGAAGAUGAGAAAAUUAAUAUUUAUUGUCUGAAUUGUGAAGUACCCACGUGUUCUAUGUGCAAAGUUUUUGGUGCUCAUAAAGAUUGCGAAGUUGCUCCCCUCACAAGUGUUUUCCAAAGACAAAAGUCUGAACUCAGUGAUGGCAUCGCGGUACUAGUGGGAAGUAAUGACCGAGUACAAGGAAUAGUAACUCAGCUGGAGGAAACUUGCAAAACAGUUGAGGAAUGCUGCAAAAGGCAGAAGGAGCAACUGUGUGAAAAAUUUGAUUAUUUGUACUCUGUAUUGGAAGAAAGAAAAAGUGAGAUGACACAAAUGAUCACUAGGAACCAAGAGGAGAAACUGGAACGGGUUCGAUCUCUGAUAAAAAAAUAUGCAGACCAUUUGGAGGCUGUAUCAAAACUAGUGGAAUCAGGCAUCCAAUUUAUGGAAGAGCCAGAAAUGGCAGUAUUUUUACAGAAUGCCAAAGCAUUGCUUCAAAAAAUUAGUGAGGCCUCUAAAGCAUUUCAAAUGGAGAAAAUAGAAAAUGGCUAUGAAAAUAUGAGCCACUUCACAGUCAAUCUCAACAGAGAAGAAAAGAUCAUAAGGGAAAUUGAUUUUUACAGAGAGGAGGAGGAGGAGGAGGAAGAAGAGGAGAAAGAUGUGGCUGAAGGGGAAGAUCUGGAUGAAGUACACACAGAAUCAUCUGGUGAGGAAGAGGAAGUAUCUGAGCAAACAUCUCAACAACCUCAGCAGGACACUGUGCCAAAAGAUAUACUUCCCAUCUCUGAGACUAACCUAGCACCACCUCCACCAUCAGUUGAUGCUGCUACUUCACUUAAUCAGGGUGAAAGUUUGGUGGCUCCUACUCAGCAACCUGCAGGACUGGUGCAAGCUGAACCGCAAGCAAGUGGAGAACCAACAGAUCCUUUGUUUUAUCCUAGUUGGUACAAAGCUCAACCACGACAAACAAGCAAUUCCAAUACAUCCCCAGGGACCGAAAAUAGGCAGGUAGGGCCUUGCAUUCCUGUAGAGGUGAAUGUAAAGAAGGCAGAAGGUCCAGGAGUAGCUACUGCGAAUGGGAGUUCUGCUGUGAGUGGUAAGGAAGCUAACACACCUACAGAUACUUCACAGACUGGGUCUGAACUAUCUCCACAAGGACAUGCAGAAGGACAGCUGAGGACCAAUGAAAGAGUUGAUGAGCCAGCUCGUCAUGUCUUCUCUUUCUCCUGGUUGAACUCAUUGAAUGAAUGAUGAUGCCAGCAGGUCUCUGAAAUGACUCAUAGGCAACAAGUGACUUGGCUGAAAGUGACGACAAAUAGCACAUUUGAAAGAAAUUGUGGCCCUAAUCUUCUCUGGAAAUUUUUUUAUUGAAAGAGUCAUAUUGGAUCUGAUUCUCUGAGAUUUUUGGAAGCAGCUGUACAAUGUGGGGAAAGAGGUGGGAGGAAAAAUUUUGAAAAUGUGAGUCAGUAGUUCAUGAUGGGGGUCAAGUUCAUAAUAGCUUUUGAGACGAUAUCAUAUGAUAACCUUGUAACUUCUCCAACUCACCUUCACAAAUUGGUACAAUAUUGGUUGAACAAUGCAGCCUUUAUAUCUGGUACUGGUCAAUGAUACAAACAUAAACUGUUACAUGAUUAUUCCAAUUGACCCUGAAUGUGCUCAAGCAAAACAAAUGUUAGAAAGGAAUGUAUUGAACAGACCACAUAUUGUUGUUACAAGUAAAGUGUUAAAAGCACAUUAUAUAGUACACAUACUUGUACAUGUCUUUGACAUUUUCUUGUACAAUUGUGUUGAAGUAUUUCAUCAAGAUUGCUGUAUAAAAUAUCAGUUGUUUCCCUAAUAAAGGCAUUCGUGUUGUUAAUAGGCAUCAGGAAGUAAUUGUGACAGGCUUUUCAAUGGACAUCAGCAACUCUAACCGGAGAUUUUAUUUUUCUUCAGUUACUAUAUGUAUUGAACAAUUCCUUUUCCAUCCUAUCUGGACCCCUGAACGUGUAUGCAUGCCAAAUAUUGAAACUGCUCACAAUAAACAGCCAGA